CGAUAGCGAAGCCCGCAACAUAACAACCAUCACAGAUCCUCCCGUUCUCUUGGAACGACACCCCAACUCAACCCACCGCUGUCAUCCUGCUGAAUUGGUGGUGGUGUGAUUCGGGCUUUAGCCUCUUCGCCGACCUCCAAUUACGGACUGGGAAUAGCAGCCAUGCCGCGAUCGCCGCAGCUUGCGCUGGUAACAGGCACCCUGUUUGCCGCCACUGGGAAUGCGAUUGGGAUUCGUGCUCAUGGAGACGUCCCGGUCACUAUCCCUGCUACUACCCGCAGACUUCAAACGACGAUCACGGGGUACCUUGGCUGCUAUGCGGAUACCUGGUCCAGAAUAUUCUCGGCGCCAAGGAUUGUUAGCUCCGACAACAGUGUGGAGACCUGUAAGGCCGCCUGCGUCGGUUAUGCUUACUAUGGGCUGCAGUACAGAAAAGAGUGCUUCUGUGGCACUGCGGACGAGGAUUACACCGUCUACGGCGAAUCGGACAACUGCGUUCUCUCGUGCACCGGAGACGAGUCGUCCACCUGCGGUGGCUUUUGGGCCAUGGAUGUACGGCGUGACGGCACCACCCACCACGGCCCCGCCUACCACGGCACCGCCUACCACGGCACCGCCUGUCACCGCUCCGCCUACCACGGCCCCACCUACCACGGCACCGCCUACCACGGCACCGCCUGUGACGGCUCCGCCUACCACGGCACCGCCUGUCACCGCUCCGCCUACCACGGCCCCACCUACCACGGCACCGCCUACCACGGCACCGCCUGUGACGGCUCCGCCUACCACGGCACCGCCUGUCACCGCUCCGCCUACCACGGCCCCGCCUACCACGGCACCGCCUACCACGGCUCCGCCUACCACGGCACCGCCUGUCACCGCUCCGCCUACCACGGCUCCGCCUACCACGGCACCGCCUACCACCGCUCCGCCUACCACGGCCCCGCCUACCACGGCCCCUACUGCGGCUGUCAGCGGAGACGUUCUGGUGGACCUAGUGCCCUGCCUGCUCUCCUCCGUGGCCGACUAUUUGUUGGGGAGUCGAACGAGAACAACCCAGCACUGUAUAUCAUGUCGCUGUUCUUUAAGGGAUACUGGUCUCCCAAGACGGAGGAGUAUGUCGUGUCUGAAACCGACGACCUUACGGCCCUUCUAGUAGACUCGACCGACGCCACGCCCCACGGAUUGUGCAACGCCGUGUACAUCGGCUACGCGCCGUCGACCUCUCAGGUUGCCGCUCUCACCGCCUACUCGGCGCAGUUCAAGGUCCGUCUCGUCUACUUCCCUUCCGCUCUCACCCACACCACCGCAGAGUUUACGGCGAAGCUCGGGAUCCAGACGUACUUCGCCGGCGACAUAACGACUCCUGCGUUCGUUCAGCUCAGCGACUUGGGAAGCACUAAGGUGUCCAUCACGCAGCCCGGCUUCCAGACCGACCCGAACCUCUUCAGCCCCCCCCUGUUCAGCUACCCGGUGAUCAUCAACGCGGUUCCUGAGGAGGGGGUGGUCGAGGUUCUUGCGCAGUACGUCGAUAGUGCCGGCGACCCUUACCUUUCCGGUUUCGCGGGCGACCAGGAGAACGCUGCGGUGCUUAGCUACACCGGUGCCGACGGCCACGAGGAGCUACACGUCUUCAACACCAUCGGCUGGUUUGACGCCGGCGCGUGGCCGUGGGCGCACUUCUACAACGAGUGGGCCACCAAGGGCAUCUUCAUGGGAGAGCGCCGCUUCUACCUGGCAGCGGUCGUCGACGACCUCUUCCUCUCCACCCCGGAGUUCGAGUACAACGGAGAAAUGAACGAGGCCGCCGUCGCCCAGCGGUGCACGGGGGAGGACCUGAGCAACCUGCUCAGCGUGCAGCAAGCCCUCAACACCCAGUACUCGGGGUCGGACAUCAUAACCGAGUUCGCCUUCAACGGCGGCGGGAUCGCGGAGCAUGUGUCACAAUCGGUCGACGGCAUCACGUACGUCCCCGAGUACGAGGAGACCAUGGUAACCACGAAGGGCACCAAGUGGUACGAAGACGGUCAGAUCAACGUGCACGACACCAACUGGCUCGCCACCAACGUCCCCCUCAUGCAGCAAGACAUGGCCGACGGCACCUGGGAGGCCAACGACGAGCUUCUCGCGGCGGUGAUCAGCUACCUCGACACAGCGUCCACGUUCUACCACGGCCACCACACCCUCAUCCACCUGUCCCGCGACCAGCUUCGCGAGUCGGACUGCGUCACGGAGGACACGGGCAACGUGCAGAUCGCUCUCAUGACCGGCAUGUGGGACAGCGACAACUACAACUGGCGCUCAAUGGUAUCGCCCGGCAUCACGGGUCUCUUCAACGAGAACUGCCUCGACUCGGCGGCGCAAAACCUCAUGGUGUGCUACCCUGGCGACAACACCUUCGACGGAACGGUGUCGGGCGCUGCAAUUCUGGUCAACGAAGACAAUCAAUUUCACUCGAUCUACACGACCGUUGCCGACAACGGCUACGAUGGUGUCCAGAUCGUGCCCAGGUUCGCGACCUACGUUUACUUCAACUGCGUUACCGGCGACUGCCUAGUGAAGGAGAACGAGUACAUCAGGCGCUUCGUCUGCGAGUGCACCCCGCUCGACCCGAGCAUCGCCGACUUCAUGUGCUCGAGUACCGCGGACGAAUGCCUUGACAGCGACGGCGCCACGGACAUCCAAUCCUUUGGUGACAUCGAAGCCCUCUUCGACGCCGAGGCCUUCACCACCACGCGCUACAUGCUGACUGGCCGCAGGGACAAAUACAUGUUUCACCAAGCCAACAUCAUCCCGGCAGGGGACGUCGGCGACGGAACGCAGUCCCUCCUCGACUACUGGUAUGAGCGAGUCUUGGAGGUGUUCUCCAGCUACGUCACCUUCCCGGUCAAGAGCAUCAAGUUCGACGACCUGUGCACCGAGUUCACGCUCCACGAGGCCCUGGACAACUCGAGCCCGUACGUCACCAUGGCCCUCGACGCUACCGGGGCUGUAACCGGCUUAACAUACGUCUCGGGCAGCGGGGCCGGCCUCGUGCCACUUACCGUCCCGACCGCUUCGGCCGCCUCUAUCCCCACGACUGGCCUCUCCAUCCAAGACACCGAGACUUACGGCACCGACACCACCUACUAUCUCAAGGACGACGAUGCCUCCACUGUCUCUAGGGUGGGCGCUAAGCCUGAUGCCAGUGAGCUUGCUGAAGUGCCGCUGCCUGUGCUUGAGAGCGUUGUCGGCGACGCCAGCGCUACGCUGAGCCCGGCGGAGAUCGUGGAGAACGCGGAGGAGUUGGCGGAGAACCAGGAGGCGAAUGCCCUCGUGCCCGCGGAGAACGGCGGUCUCUUGGCCGACCAGGGCCUGGUCGACGCGGAAGUCGCCGCAGGCGUAGCGAUUGAAGAAGCGGAGGAAGAAGGCCUUAUCUAGGUUUGCGGCAGAAGGCGAAAGAGGUCCGCUCCACCACCUUUGUGCCCUCGUUUUGGAGCGUACGGGAAGAAGGCGUUCUCCCAUGUUUUGUGCUCUACUUUUGUUCGAAGUGUGCAUAUUGUCCAAUGGCAUUUGUCAUCCUGUGAAAGCCUCGGUGAGCAGCAACAGCAGGAGCAUCUGAGGAGGACAUCUAUGUGCACGUCUUCCGCUGUGUCAAUUACCUCGAACUCUCCUCUUCUCUGCAUGCACGCGUGGACUGCAGUACAUGUCAUGUGGACCCUCGGUGCCUUCCUUCGAGGGUGGUGGAGGCACCAUCAAUACGCACAUGGUAUGACGAAGACUACUAGGACUAAGGACGAACUAUGGCCUUAUGUGUCUCUUGGUAUUUAAAUUUCAAAAGGAAAAGACAGAGGAAGCCGAGUCUUGGCGGCGCGCUUUGCCCUAGAUGUUUGUUCCGCUAAUCGCCGGGU
This is a messenger RNA of Ectocarpus sp. CCAP 1310/34, 3890 nucleotides long. Lineage: Eukaryota; Phaeophyceae; Ectocarpales; Ectocarpaceae. The record is from the annotation of a GenBank genome assembly.